Schistocerca serialis cubense is the source of this 580-nucleotide messenger RNA. Its product is annotated as keratin, type II cytoskeletal 2 epidermal-like. The record is from RefSeq and is a predicted model, not a curated record. The coding region runs from base 1 to 426 and encodes 141 amino acids. NCBI's taxonomy places the organism in Eukaryota, Metazoa, Arthropoda, Insecta, Orthoptera, Acrididae. The transcript is spliced from 2 exons.
AUGGCACUGCUGGGCAUGGUGUCGGCGCAGCAGGGCUCUUCGGCUCCCCCGCAGCAGCCGCAGCCGCAGCAGCAGCAAAGGCAGCUGCCGACUCCUGGGGGCUACUCGCAGGCGCCGCCGGCUGCCUUCCAGCCGCGCUUCCCCGCCGCCCAGCAGGGCUUCGGCGCGGGCUUCCCGUUCGGCCAGGGCGCCGGCUUCGGUGCCGGCUCGCCGUUCGGCUCUCCAUUCGGCGGAACGCCCGCCUUCGGCGGCUUUGGAGGUGGACCUGCGGCCGGCGGAGCCCUCGGGCUCGGACAGGGACAGGGACAGGGCUUUCCUGGCGGAUUCGCCGGCUUCAGGCCGGGGGCGGCAGCGGGGCCGGGAGGCGCCUUCGGACAAGGUUUCCCUCAAGGAUUCCCUGGUUUCAAUCAAUUCAGGAACUUCUGAGACCUGGAUCAAAACCCACGUCCCUACACCAAAGGACUUUAACACUGCUAAGAUGUGGAUUCCCAAAUUUAACAGAAUAUACUCAGACUUCGGUCUGCGAAGAAUGGACAACGUAUGAAAUUGUUACAGCAUUUUCUUUGACACCAAUGAAAGA